Molecule: messenger RNA, 1592 nt
Organism: Micropterus salmoides (largemouth bass)
Lineage: Eukaryota; Metazoa; Chordata; Actinopteri; Centrarchiformes; Centrarchidae
Gene: ndufaf1
Product: NADH:ubiquinone oxidoreductase complex assembly factor 1
Exons: 6
Coding region: 334-1251 (305 amino acids)
Biological process (GO): mitochondrial electron transport, NADH to ubiquinone; mitochondrial respiratory chain complex I assembly
Cellular component (GO): mitochondrion
Source: RefSeq, a predicted model, not a curated record
UUUAUCACUGAAGUUUGACUAAAGAAAAUCAUGGGCCAGCAACGCAUGUGAGGACAUUGUACAGUUAGCUGAGAGCGGAACUACAUAUUGACACUCGAUCUGAAUGUGUGCUGAACGCAGCCCGAGUUCUUCUGUUGGGUCUCCCGUGUGAAUCCAGACAACCUUGUAUGUGUAAAUUAGUGCAGUCACACGACCAGUUUCUAAAUUGUUUCUAACCGUGACCGUGUUUUAAAGAGGUACUUGAUGGUCGAGUCAAACUAAAACAAGCGCCGAAGUCCAUCCGUCUACCUUUGGCACAACAUGGUCGGGUGAAUAGUCCACAUCACCACUGAAAUGUCUCUGCCAAAGAUUGCACGUCUCCCAUCAUCAGGGCUGCUGCGUUCCAUCCACCAGCAGCAGCAGCUGCUCCUCCCCUCCAUCACUCCUCUCACUGUGCCCAGAAGGGCUGUGAUUCAGGGUGAAUACAGACGACCUGGCCAGCCCAAAGAAAACAAGUUUCCAUGGGAGAAGAUUAACUUUGACCUCAAAAAGGGUUUGGAGGGGAUAAAGAAGAAUUUCACCCUGCUGAAAAAGGAGUUUUCUGACCGCUGGGUUGGUCCAGAAGGAAAACCGAUCCUUGAGCACAUGCUGGAGCAGAACCAAGUGAUAUGGGAGUUCAGAGGUCCAGAGAGCCUGGAUCAGUGGACGUUGUCCUCAGAUCGCGAGAUAGGCGGCCAAAGUGAAGUUUACUUGAAGCUUGGCAAAAACAAUACCACUUGUUUUCUGUACGGGACUCUGAGCUCUACUCCUCCAAGGGACGGAGAAACACGCUACAGUGGCUACUGCACCAUGCGCUCAAAGCAGCUACUGGCUUCAUUUGAUAGAAAAAAGCACUUUGAUUGGUCCAGUUUCAACACCCUGCAUUUGCGUGUGCGUGGAGAUGGCCGUCCGUGGAUGAUCAACAUUGCAACAGAGACAUACUUCUCUCACCAGAAAGAUGACAUAUACAAUUAUUUUCUGUAUACCAGGGGAGGGCCAUACUGGCAAGAUGUCAAGAUCCCGUUCUCCAAGUUCUUCCUAACACAUCGUGGGAGGAUACAAGAUGAUCAGCACCCUAUCUGGCUGGACAAGGUGAACACCAUUGGAUUUACCUUGGGGGAUAAAGCAGAUGGUCCAUUCCAGCUGGAGAUCGACUACAUUGGUGUCUGCAAAGAUUACGCGCACACUGAGGAGUUUGCCUAUGAGGCGUACAAGAAGAAUCCUGAAGUUUGAGAGCAACUAUUACAAUACUGCAGAUGAGCUCUUAAUGAAUAAUAGCCGUUAUACUGAACUACCUCUGUGUGGUGGACAAUUCCAGCCUGUCACUUAUUUUAAGACACUGUAUCUGCAUUCUAGUACAUGUACUAUGAUACUUCACCGACAGACAUUUCUUACCUGCAGAAAUUGGCAAAACAAACUCUAAAGUACGUUUCUAGUCAUAAAAAAUAAGCAGAUGUGAGGGAGAUAAAACAAUUUUAGAUGACAUCAUCUAUUACAGGAUAUGAACUCACCAAACUCACAGACAAUGCCAACCAACCACAUCUUAAUAAAAAUAUUGUUCAUGCAAAUUUAAA